CCAGGAUUACAAUGAGUGAAGCAUGCACCAGUAAUUCCUUUUUAGUUCUUUAAAAGCCUAUUUCAUUAUUAAAUGAUUACGAGUGCAUCGGGUGAAAAUUUCACCUUAUAAUGUCCGCCCUUUAAAGAAGUGUGUAUUUACUGAAAAGUGUUGGAUAUAUAUAUGGAAGUUUAGAGAUGGAUUUAAGCACCAGCUCCGCGUUAUUUGUGACCAUCCUGGUCCUGGGAUACGCCUCUAACGCCUUGGCGAUUGACUGCUGGGUCUGUAAUUCAGACAGCGAUCCUACAAAUUGUGGGGAGGUCAUCAACGAUGUCGGAUUACAGGACGCAAAAAGUACGGCGUCAAACUGCGCAGCGUGCGGCAAAUACUUCAAAAGUCUAGGAACAGUUUUUACCUAUGUGGAGCGGUCGUGUCUCUCUACAGAGACGGAUACGUGUGAUAACAAAAUGGGGUACGGCUACUGUACCUGUUCUACCACCUACUGUAACGGACAGGAGCGGAUCUCAUUAACAACGCCCCUGGCUCUUCUAACAGCUGUUUGUGUUGUUCUUGUUAAAUAUUUAUGAAACAUCUCGACAAACAUGCGAACAGGACUAGAAAACCAGUAUUAAAACAUUUGGGCUUGGAGGGCAGUUGAGGCUGAUUUUUUUUUCUUUUUUUUUCUUUUACACCUAAAUGAUCGUUUAUUUUUGAAAAUUGAAUUGUUUUAUACAUGUAAAAUCUUGACUGUUUCAACAAAAUUGCUUAAAGCUUAAAAGAAAAAUUCAAACUUGUUGUCAUUGUUUGAAGCAACGGAAACAAUGUUCGUUAACAACGGAGGGUUUUCGUCGACAUACUCCAGAGAGAGUAAGAUACGCUAUUGGUGCUUUGAUGUUGUGUUUUAUGCUAUGUACAGUAUUUCUUAAACAUUUCGAGUGUGUUGAACUACAGUAUAUAUAUUUACAUGUCUAUAUGUUUUUUUUUUCUGUGGAACAAUUUUAUUUGUUAUCAUUUUUUUCUAUUAAAUCAUAAAAUAAUAUG
This is a messenger RNA of Saccostrea echinata, 1020 nucleotides long. RefSeq lists its product as uncharacterized. The transcript is spliced from 3 exons. The record is from RefSeq and is a predicted model, not a curated record. Lineage: Eukaryota; Metazoa; Mollusca; Bivalvia; Ostreida; Ostreidae. Bases 177 to 566 code for a protein of 129 amino acids.